GCUACCUUCAACACUUUUUGUCCAUCCAACUAUGACUUUGUUAUUGUGUUAGUCAAUUUCUGUGCAAAAUAGUGUAAAAAAACAAAUCUGUUCUGAUUUAGUAAUUAUUGUGUACCUUUUUAUUUUAUUUGUACAAUCCAGUUCAACCAACCAAUAAAAAAAUCUGUAUUUCAUUUGUCAUUGCAAAUUGGCAUUUGCCCAGAUCACCGAAGAUACGGAAGUUUCCGGGUCAGAAUUGUUUCAAUUUCCUUGUUAAAAGUCAAAAAUAUUCACGAAAAAUCCAGCACUAGCAUCGCUUUAAAAUUCCAAAUCAUCCCGUCGAAAAAUCUACCGUUCAAGGGCUUAACCUUGAUCCAUCUGCAGGUUUCGACGAUUCACUUUCACGUGAAAGUCGUUCAUUCCGGUCGAAUUCCGAAAAUCGCCUUUCAUUACGGUCAGCACCUGGCAUGACAUCAUGGAAAUAGACGAGGAAAUGUACGCGGAUGGAGCAUCUGUCUCUGGAACUGAAAUUGUGCAAGAGUGGCUCAACCUGUUUGAAAAAGACAAUCUCAACACCAAUCAGUUUAAAGAACAUUGGAAGAUAUGGGUACCGAAGAUAUACAGCCCCCCGGUGAACGAAUCAUGCUUGAAUUGGAGAUUUGAUGAGGAUCUCUCUCAAAAACUGCUAUUCAACGUUUUGGAAGAGUUUAUCUGCAAAGGGGACCCUAAUUUGGUUCUGUCACGAUUGAACGAGAUGGAUAAGCCCCCCUCUGUCUGUGGAAGAGUUUUCAAGUUAGGAGAACCGACUUAUAGUUGCCGCGAAUGCGGUAUGGAUAACACGUGUGUCCUUUGCGUCAAUUGUUUCAAAAAUUCGGAGCACCGUUUCCACAAGUAUAAAAUGGGGACAUCUCAAGGCGGAGGCUGUUGCGACUGCGGGGACGUCGAGGCAUGGAAAAAAGCCCCGUUUUGCGAUGUACACAUCGCAGGUACCAGGAACGACGCCCAAAGGAGCCUCCCUGAUGACCUAAAAAAGAGAACUCGCGUUGUCUUUGAAGCAGUUUUGUGGUAUGCCUAUUGUCUUCUCAGGACGGGUUUUGUCUCUGAUGUUCGAUUUGGGGACAUCACCGAUAGCUUUUUUCAUAGUGACGCCUACUGUACCAUCCUAUACAACGACGAAAUCCAUACUUUUGAACAAGUGAUUUCGACCUUGACCCGAGUUUUGAAAUGCAAUCAAAGAACUGCGAUUGAGUUUGUCACGAAUAUAGACCGUGAGGGACGUGCUGUUGUUAAAUGUUCUUCAUUUCAAUACUGCACCGAGUUGAAACAAGAAAUCGAGAAAUAUACUUCGCGACAUGGAAAUAAACCACUCAAAGUCCUAGUGAGCCAUGCUUAUGUCAUAGCCCACCAAAUCUUUGCUACGAAGUUGCUGACUUGGCUACAGAAUUUUCUAGGACAUGGCGAAGGCUUUCGAGCGAUUUUUGCCGAAGUUGUUUUGGAAACGCCUCCAAAUGAUACUUGUAUUAUUCAAGGAAUACUCUUAAAGGACUCUACGCUAUGGAAAAGUGCAAGGUCACAAUGGCAACGACUCUUAAUCUCGGGGAUGCUCCUCGAGUACGAAAAUAAAAAAGCGUUGGCUAAAAUCUUUACCAAAAACUACGGACCAGUCAUGAAGGACUUCAUCAAGGAUGACCAUGACCACUCCUACUCGAUUUCCUCACUGUCGGUUCAACUGUUCACAGUACCGACUCUAGCCCACCAUUUGAUCGCCUGUGAUGACGUCUUGUACAUACUCUUGAACACUUUCAUGUCUGAAUGUUCGACCAAGUGUAACAAAGCCGGCAAGCUCGAAUUCGAGAGAAGCCCCUCGAGUCAUGCCUUCAAACGGGCUCAUUUCAUGCUUUACGACCUCCGGUAUCUCUUAAGCUCAAUCCCGGAGAACUGGUCUGACGAACUUCGCAAAAACUUUCUUCAUGGACUUUUCAUCCUGAUGAACCUCUUCACGAAGAUGCAAGGCAUGGAUGCGGUCACUCGCCAAGUUGGCCAACAUAUGGAAUACGAACCUGAGUGGGAAUCAGCUUUCCAUCUCCACAUCAGACUCGCCUAUUGCAUUUCCUUGGCGAUAAAAUGGUGUAGUACCGAUCGGGUGGUUCUUAUCAAAGCUUACCGAGCCGUGUUGAAAAAACUAGAUGAAAAUCCCUGUUACGAUCCACACGACCGUUGGGAAGCGAUCGAAUUAGUUGACCACAGCGCCUCCUGUAUCGUUUAUGAUGUAGCCUCAAGACCGGUCUCCAUUCAUCUACCGUUAUCGAGGUUCUUAGCGGGGUUGCACCUUUACUUGGAGAAGUUUGAUAUUCAUUUCAAUGAGAUGCAGUGUCCCAAACCAACUCCCGUUGAGAUAAUGGAGCCUGUUUUGAGGUGUCAAGUUAUGAUAGCUCAAGUACAUGCAGGCAUGUGGCGUCGCAACGGUUACGCUUUAGUCAACCAAUUGUAUUUCUACCACAAUGUCAAAUGUCGGACCGAAAUGCUAGACCGAGAUAUUGCGCUUUUACAAAUGUGCGCGUCACUGAUAGAAAGUAACGAAUUUCUGAUUCACGUUUUGCACAAAUUUAAUUUGAUUAAUUGGGCGUUAAGUAAUUAUGAAAUUACGAGUCUUAAAGCACCAGAAGAAGAUAGUAUGAGGCAAACUAUAAGUCUAGUCGAGGAGUUUUUGCAAUUGUUAAUUGUUAUCAUAGGAGAGAGGUAUAUGCCGGGGAUUACUAAUGUUAGUACUGAAGAUAGGAUUAAAAAAGAGAUUAUACAACAUUUGUGUAUCAAACCGAUGCCUCAUUCCGAGUUAAAUAAGAUAAUUACCGAUGAUAUUGCGCAUGAGACUGCGCUUGAUGAUGUUAUUGAAGAGUUAGCAGUGUUUAAGAAACCGACUCAAACCUCUGGAAAGGGUGUCUACGAAUUAAAAGAACAAUAUUAUGAUGAGUACAACGUUUUCUUCUAUCAUUACACAAGAGAAGAAUUGUCGAAAUCUGAGGAAGCGCAAAGGAAAAGACGUAAAGCCGCUACAGACUUAGAGUGUUGUCCACCUCCGAGAUUAUUAAAAUUAAACGAAUCAUUUCAUAUGCUUGUAAAUCUUCUCCAAUGCGAUGUCAUGCUACACAUAAUGCAGAUAGUCCUCGAACGGUGUAACAAUCUUCGUGCCCGGAGUUUCUCAGAGUUACAAUUGCACAAAGUGCUUCACCUUAUCGGUUACGCUUUACAAGAAGAAGAAUCAAAGAAUUAUCCCUUUUUCAAAUUUAUCCACAAUUCGGCUAAAUUCAAUAUUUUUAACUUACUGACUGACUUGUUAGAAUGUCCUAGAGUUGAUGCUCAUAAGGAUCUUCUCAAAUGGGUGUUGAGAAAAUACAAAGAAGUAGCAAAUCAAAAGGAACAAGCUGAAGGCUCGGCUCCGAGUAACGCCGAAGCUUCAACUUCUGUGGAUAUUGACAGUGAGAAGGAACGCCGAGCGAAAUUAGCUGCUGAAAGACGUGCCAAAGUCAUGGCACAAAUCACCGCAAUGCAGAAUACUUUCAUGAAAGAGAAUAAAGAGUUGUUUGAGGAGAGUGAAACCAGUACGAAGUUUGAAGAGUCAGCUAUGGAAGUAACAGAGAGUGGGGAAGAACAACCUAUUGCUUUGGGUCCCAAACAAACAACACGUCUUGGGAUUGAAAAGACCUACAUUUGUAUUUUGUGUCAGGAAGAGGAGAGGGUGACAAAAGACGGUCCUACGCUUGUAUUGGCCGCUUUUGUUCAACAGUCGACUGUUUUAUGCCAAUACAAAAACAACGAAGCGCUAACUAAUAUGCAAGAUCCUCUGUAUCUAAAUUCGAACAUGGGGCCGGCGCCGCAUACUAGUACUUGCGGCCACGUGAUGCAUAGCGAAUGUUGGAGGAAAUAUUUUGAUAAUGUAAUGGUAAGGGAACACCGAAGGCCUUACAGGUUGAGACAUCCGGCUAGUUUCGAUGUUGAGAAACAGGAGUUUCUGUGUCCACUUUGUGAGUGCUUAAGUAAUACAGUUUUGCCGCUUAUUCCCCCUUUGAGUGUUUUACAACCGAGCUAUCCGAAGAGUGGUACUACUUAUGAAGAUUAUUUGGAUUGUAUCGAUGUCAUACUGAAGAAAAAAGUAAAAGUCUGUCACGGCAUGUUCAAGUGUAAUACUACCGACUGCACCAAUGAGCACUGCACCGCAUGUCUAAACGGCUCAAACAGCACGAAUUUGGAGUCUGAAUCUCUUGCGAUUUGUGAAGCGAAUUGUUUGCUCCAACCCUACCAAGUAUUCUACUCGUGUAUCUUCGACCGAGAUGAAGAUUUCGGGGAGUUGCAAUCGAAAUUCAAAGAUUUAUUCCCUGAGAAUUGCCCGGUUCUCGAUAUAAAUUUGAGAGAUAUGGUUCAAUUGUUUGCUCAAGUCACUUAUACUAGAGGCUUAAAUGUAAAUCCGCACCCUUCUGAUAAAAGGCUGGCACCAAUGGCGUGGAAGUCACUUUCGUAUACCACUCACGCAAUUGAAGUUUUACUCCGAGACUCGAAUAAACCCUUAUUAGGGCAUUUGUCGAGUCGACAAAGGGAUUGCAUAGAGAGUCUUGUCCGCAUCGUGGGAGUUUUGGGUACCACAUGGCCCAACAGUGUCGUAAUUAAUAAUCACGCCUUGAGUUUAUUGGCUAUUUUGCACGAGAAUGGCAAUGAUGGACCGUCGAUCCUUCAGUGGGAUUCGUUUGGGUUUUUGGUACCUUUAACGUUUGCGUUACCGAGUCUUACCUUACCGAGUCGUAACCUCACACCGAUACCGACCGGUGGUAACUUGGAAUUGUACACUCUUCGAACUAUUUUUAUUUGUCACAUCGUUAGAAUCCUGAUUUUGAUGGAUUGUGAUUUCGACAAGUUGACCGACUGUAUGGAUACUGGUACUAGCGAUGAGGAUCAUAUUUUAAAAGUGUUGCAAAUCAUGGGCAAAUCAAAUGACCGGAUAAGUAGCCACCUUGUGUGGAAGCAAGUCCAGGAAGCGUCGAUCCCGUUUUUACGUUGCUGUGUCCUUUUCUAUCACUACUUAACCGACGUACCUGCCCCGUCAGUAUUACUCGAAGUAGGUGGCGACACUUUCGCUAACAUGUGUACAUAUUUGGACCUCCCCCAAACACCCCAAACUCUUUUCAACUCGGACAGAGUCCUCAAAUUGGUAUCUAAGUGGUGUCACCAUGAGGAAGUCAUCUCAUUCUUACAGGGGACUCCCUUACAAGUCGUCCACGAGCCUCUGUCGGUACCAAAAUUGAUCGAUUUACCAACCGACUAUAGCGACUUGAUUAAUACUGUUUCGACAUUCACGUGUCCAAAUAGUGACGAAGACGCCCGAACACCAAGUAUGUGUUUAGUUUGUGGGGAGAUUCUGUGUUCGCAGAGUUAUUGUUGUCAGAUGGAACUGCAUAAUAUGCACGUGGGGGCGUGCAAUUACCACGCACAGAUGUGCGGGGCCGGGGUUGGGAUUUUUCUGAGAGUGAGAGAAUGUGAGAUUUUGUUUCUAGCGACGCCACAUAGAGGGAGCUUUGUUUCGCCACCAUAUUUGGAUGAUUACGGCGAGACGGAUAUGGGGUUGAGAAGGGGGAAUCCUCUUAGAUUGUGUCAGGAAAGAUAUAGGAAAUUGCAAACACUGUGGUUGAGUCAUAGUAUACAUGAGGAAAUCGCGAGGGCGAUCGAGUCGAAUAGUCACGUGAUCACGACACAAUGGCAUCAUCUUUAAUUAUCAAAUUGUGAUUUUUUUAAUACUAACGAUGAACAUAAUUGUUGCCUCUUUUUUGUUAAUUUUACUAAUUUCUUUUGUUGGAAUUUAUUAGAGUACUUAUGGAAAUUUACGAGCUCUCUUAGGCCCACCCAACACGAAAAAACACUGUUGUAUAAUUUUAGUAGGAAAUUUAAUAUUUAUUAUAGGACAGUAAAAAAACAACUUGUAUAAUAAUAUAUGUAAUACAAAUUAAUUAAAAAGAACAAUUUUCAUUCAAAAUAAAUAUAUUAUCCACA
Messenger RNA from Tribolium madens (black flour beetle), 6015 nucleotides. It is a transcript of the gene Ubr1, whose product is annotated as E3 ubiquitin-protein ligase UBR2. The record is from RefSeq and is a predicted model, not a curated record. The transcript is spliced from 3 exons. Bases 455 to 5737 code for a protein of 1760 amino acids. Gene Ontology annotation, biological process: ubiquitin-dependent protein catabolic process via the N-end rule pathway; protein ubiquitination. Lineage: Eukaryota; Metazoa; Arthropoda; Insecta; Coleoptera; Tenebrionidae. Gene Ontology annotation, cellular component: cytoplasm; ubiquitin ligase complex. Gene Ontology annotation, molecular function: zinc ion binding; ubiquitin protein ligase activity.